UAGGCUAUCAACUACCACGUCUACAGAGGAGAGAGGGGGUCAAAAUAAACCGACAAGAAAGAUAGGACAGGAGGAGCAAAGACAGUUCCAUCAAAGUCGGCUGCAACAUCGGGAGCAGACCGCAAGCUCAAUUUGGACAUAAAGUACGCACCGCUUGCGGCUCCAGAGCCCCUUUCUCAGUUCUCGUUUCAAGUAACGUCCGAUUGUAAUCUUGCCAAUUCACCAAAACACGAGAAGAAUGUACAUGUUGGAGAAACACGUCUAAUAGUUUAAAUCGUCCUGGCAACCGGUUGCACAGGGAAACAGUUUUUUUGUGUGUUUUGCGCGAAGUCCAAAGUUUUGCGCAUGGGAUGCUUCCCUCCCCCACACAGAUAAUGUUCUGACAAAAGAGAGAGAGAGAGAGAGAGAAUCGCGCAACCUUCCCGAGGACAUCUUCUUCGUUUGUUAAGUUUUUUGAGAAUUGACUGAUGGCACCUAAGCUGAAAUCGGUAGCCCGGCUGCUGCUGCUGGCGGUGGUGUGGGAGCUGAGCGCGCAGGGAGCGACGGAGCGACAAUUCAAUCCAGAGUCAUGGCUACAACAGUAUGGCUACCUUCCCCCAGGGGACUUGAGAACCCAUGCCCUUCGCUCCCCAAACUCCAUCUCCUCCGCCAUCGCUGCCAUGCAGAGGUUCUAUGGCCUCACCGUCAGUGGUAGCUUUGACGCAGACACCGUCAAGGCCAUGAAGCGACCGCGCUGUGGGGUCCCUGAUAAGUUUGGUGCUGAGCUCAAGAGCAACCUGAGGAGGAAGCGGUACGCCAUCCAGGGCCUGAAGUGGCCCAAAACAGAGAUCACUUUCUCUAUACAGAACUACACCCCAAAGGUGGGUGAGUAUGAGACCUACGAGGCCAUCAGGAAGGCCUUCAAGGUGUGGGAGGGCGUCACCCCGCUUCGCUUCCGGGAAAUUCCCUACAGCUACAUACGGGACAAAGUGGAGGAGUUUGCUGACAUCAUGAUAUUCUUUGCUGAGGGUUUCCACGGUGACAGCAGCCCAUUUGAUGGCGAGGGGGGAUUCCUGGCACACGCCUAUUUUCCUGGCAUUGGCAUCGGUGGAGACACUCACUUUGAUUCGGCUGAGCCGUGGACAGUUGGAAACCGGGACCUGUUAGGGAAUGAUAUUUUCCUCGUUGCUGUGCAUGAACUUGGUCACGCCAUGGGUCUCGAGCACUCUAACGACCCCUCAGCCAUCAUGGCUCCGUUCUACCAGUGGAUGGACACUGAGAACUUCCAGCUUCCAGAUGAUGACCGCAGAGGCAUACAGCAGCUUUAUGGAAAAACCAGAGUCCACCCACAACUGUUUAUGUGGGUAAACAGGAGAGUUUCUAACAGUGGCCGAAUCAUCAGUUCACCAUCUCUCUUUUUUCUCUCCUCUCGUUUCCUGUUUAGCUAUUACCGUUUCAAUGAAGCGUCCCAGACAGUUGACGAUGGCUAUCCGAAAACUAUUAGCGUGUGGCAGGGCGUUCCUGAUAACAUCAAGUCAGCCUUCAUGAGCAAAGAUCAAGCGUACACCUACUUCUACAAAGCCAACAAAUACUGGAAGUUCAACAACCAGGUGAUGCGAGUGGAGCCUGGAUAUCCCAAAUCAGCCCUUCGUGACUGGAUGGGCUGCCCCAAUGAAGACCCCAAGACAGACGGAGGAAGAGGCGGAGGUGGACAUGACAAGGACAAGGAAAGGGAGAAGGAAAGGGAGAGAGAGAGGGAGCGAGAGAGGGAGAGGGAGCGGGAGAGAGAGAGGGAGAGAGAGAGGGAGAGAGAGAGGGAGAGAGAGAGGGAGAGAGAGAGGGAAGACAGAGACAGAACUAGAGAUAGAGAGAGGGACAGAGAGAGGGAGAAGGUGAUUGAGAGGGAGGAGGAAAUUGAUGUGAAAGUUAUUGAGACAGAUAGUGGCAGCGGGGCAGCGGCGUUUGUUGUGCCGCUGUUUCUGGUAGUGUGUGUGAUCGCAACGUUGGCAGCCUUGCUGUUCUUCCGUCGUUACGGUACCCCCCGCCGACUCCUCUACUGCCAACGAUCUCUAUUGGACAAGGUGUAGUUAGAGAUGGAGGGGCAGAAGAGAGGAGAGAAAGAAGGCGAGAGAAGAAGAAGAAAACGCGGUGGAGAACGUUCGACGCAGAUAAGGGAGCAGAACAGAAAGAGACGGAACGGGAGAAAGAGCCGAAGGAAAACUGUCAGACUUGCAUUUUCAACUCUUCUUACCACUUCCAGAUUCCUUUGACUCUAUCUCUCAACCACUCAGCUCUUUCCAAUUUUCUCCUUUCUGACUCUGCCUCUCUUCUCGCGGUUACUGACGCCAGCUCAUUGCUGUUUGUUUUAGCCUUUUUCAAUGUCAUAUUUUUAGUUUUUGUCAGUGGUCAGUGUUUGUGUUCUCGUGAAUUUUCCACUUCGAACCUGCGUCUUCAUGACAUCAGUUUCUGCAUGUUUCUGUGCGUAAGCAGACGCCGUUGUUUCAUCGCUCGGCCAAGUGCCCUUUUUUUAAUUUGCACACCCUCACUUAAACACAAAAUCCUGGAAACCGCGGCGGCACAGUCAUCUGUGUUUCUUAAUCUUCCGGUAAAGCAACAUGUCAGGAGCCAGCAGGGACAAUAAAAGGGAAACAUUAGCUUGCAGAGUAAAGCAGUAAAUGCAAAAGUGUAUUUUCUUUUUUUAUAUUAAUGUCUCUAUUGUUAUUAUUAUAAAUGAUGUUGUCAUUACUAUUAUGACUAUUACUAUUAUUGUUGUUGUCGUCCACCAUGUA
This is a messenger RNA of Neolamprologus brichardi, 2768 nucleotides long. The record is from RefSeq and is a predicted model, not a curated record. NCBI's taxonomy places the organism in Eukaryota, Metazoa, Chordata, Actinopteri, Cichliformes, Cichlidae.